AUGACUUCCCGAGAGCCCCUGCACGCCAAGACCCCCGUCCGUGACAGCAUGGCCCUGUCCAAAGUGGCCGGCACCAGCGUCUAUCUCAAGAUGGACAGUGCCCAGCCCUCGGGCUCCUUCAAGAUCCGGGGCAUCGGACACCUCUGCCAGACGUGGGCUGAGCGAGGCUGCAAACAUUUCGUCUGCUCCUCAGCGGGCAACGCAGGCAUGGCAGCCGCCUACGCUGCCAGGAGGCUGGGCAUCCCCUCCACCAUCGUUGUGCCCAACACCACGCCCGCCCUCACCAUCGAGCGGCUCAAGAGUGAGGGUGCCACGGUCAAGGUGGUGGGCGAGAUGCUGGACGAGGCCUUCGAGCUGGCCAAGGCCCUGGCCAAAAACAACCCAGGCUGGGUCUACAUCCCUCCUUUUGACGACCCCCUCAUCUGGGAAGGCCACACUUCCAUCGUGAAGGAGCUGAAGGAGACGCUGAGCGCAAAGCCGGGGGCCAUCGCGCUGUCGGUGGGCGGCGGCGGCCUCCUGUGCGGAGUGGUCCAGGGGCUGCAUGAGGUGGGCUGGGGAGAUGUGCCCAUCAUCGCCAUGGAGACUAAGGGAGCCCACAGCUUCCACGAGGCCACCUCUGCCGGCAAGCUCGUCUCUCUGGCCCAGAUUACCAGUGUGGCCAAGGCCCUGUGCGUGAAGACCGUGGGGGCGCAGGCCCUGAAGCUCUUUCAGGAACACCCCAUUUUCUCGGAAGUUAUCUCGGACCAGGAGGCUGUGGCCGCCAUUGAGAAGUUUGUGGAUGACGAGAAGAUCCUGGUGGAGCCGGCCUGUGGGGCAGCCCUGGCCGCUGUCUACAGCAACGUGGUCCAGAAGCUGCAAGGAGAGGGCAAGAUCCGCGUGCCCCUGUCCUCGCUCGUGGUCAUCGUCUGCGGGGGCAGCAACAUCAGCCUGGCCCAGCUGCAGGACCUCAAGACCCAGCUGGGCAUGAAGAGCAAGCUGCCCAAGUGA
Messenger RNA from Miniopterus natalensis, 987 nucleotides. It is a transcript of the gene SDS, whose product is annotated as serine dehydratase. The record is from RefSeq and is a predicted model, not a curated record. NCBI's taxonomy places the organism in Eukaryota, Metazoa, Chordata, Mammalia, Chiroptera, Miniopteridae. Gene Ontology annotation, molecular function: pyridoxal phosphate binding; L-serine ammonia-lyase activity; threonine deaminase activity. Gene Ontology annotation, biological process: L-threonine catabolic process; L-serine catabolic process.